This is a messenger RNA of Fragaria vesca subsp. vesca, 920 nucleotides long. RefSeq names its product F-box protein At5g52880-like. Gene Ontology annotation, molecular function: protein binding. Lineage: Eukaryota; Viridiplantae; Streptophyta; Magnoliopsida; Rosales; Rosaceae. Bases 21 to 920 code for a protein of 299 amino acids. The transcript is spliced from 6 exons. The record is from RefSeq and is a predicted model, not a curated record.
UGGCCAUUGAAGCUAAAGAAAUGUCAAAACCAUUGGAGAGAUACCAAAAACUUGCGCUGAAAGAGUGUUUAGGAUCAAUUCACAGAUACCCUUUAGUAUGUAAAGAGCUCAGCUUAAUUCUCAGAGGCGCUUAUAGAAAAGUGCCCAAGAAUCUCCAAUCUCUUAUCUUCCAAGACACCCUCACCGCCUUUCGUCUCCUUCCUGAAAUGAAGACAGGCAGUGCUGUCUCGGCAGCUCAUCUCCUCCUCCAGAGUGUUGAGGCCACAUUGCCAAAGCAAAAGAAGAACUUGGCUGUUGCAGAAUAUAAGAAUGCAAUGGUUGUUCACAAGAGGCGCACUAAAGCCCACCAAGAAGAGAAUCUUGCACAUCUGCCACAAGAUGUUCUUGUUCACGUGUUCAGUUUCCUGGAUUUUCAAUCUUUAGUCUCUGUUGGACUAGUAUGCUGGUCAUGGAAUUUUGCGGCAAGUGAUAAUCGGCUGUGGCAGAGGCAAUACGCUACAUUCUUUAGGGAUUCUUACAAUGACUUAAAUAUCAAGGAACAGCAUACCAGUAGACAGGUUCAAGAUAAAAGUGAUACGCUGUUUUGGAGAAAAGCCUUCAAAAUAGCAUAUAAAGGGAAUAGUUCAUCAGAGAAAUUAAAAUCCAGUAGGGGAUACUGUAGACACUGCAAGACAAUUGUUUGGCUCGAUAACAUGAAAUGUUUCAAUGAACACAUUGGACUAAAUACUGAAAUUCAGAAAAUUGACCCUGUAUUACCUAGUCAGGUGGUUGACUACUUGUUGGAAGGUUCUAUAUCACUCAAAUCUUCUUCAGAGAGCGAUAGCGACAGUGAUUCAGAAGUAGGGUUGUUUUUCUCCAGGUUAUGGGCCUAUGCCUAUCAAAGACCCUUGACUAGACCUGAAGAUAAGCCUUCCGAUUAA